GGACAUAACUACUGCAAAUGUUCUUACAACCAAAAAUUCUCAGACCACAGUAGGGAUAGCAGCCACAACCAUGAACAGAACUACAGCAAGUACUACAAAUGUUCCAACAACCAAAGACUCUCAGACCACAGCAACAACAGACCAGACCACAAAGGAAGUGAUGAGCAUGAACUUGACUAACUCCACCACUCCUGACAACACCACGGCAACAACAGAAGCGGUUAACACGGUCGGCAUCACAGUUGGCAUCGCAGUUGUCAUCAUCCUGGGGUUCAUGCUUUGUACUUUCUUCUGCCUGUGCCUUCUCAGUGACUGGAGUUGCACGCAGCCCAAUAGCAAAGCAGCGGGAAGACAGAGGUGUUGCUCGUGCAGUUGUUUCCACUGCUUUUCUCGGCAGGACUUUGCAAAUUCGUCCGCGUUUUCCCCCGCCAGGUCCGAGUCCCACGAGGUUCUAGACAUGGAGAUGACUCGGGUGACAGAGGUCGGGAGCUUCACCAACACCAGCACCCUGCACUGGGCUGGAAACCACCACUCCUUCCACAAGUACAUGGCACCACAAAAUCUCAACAAUGAUGAAGCCACCAGUCCCAGCACAAAUGAGGAUCGAGAAGAAGAAGACAGAGGAAACAAUUUCAGAGGAGUAAUAGCCAUGCUAUCAGAUGACAGGAAUGCAGGCAGGUCCAAGAAGUUCUCAGAAGCGAUCAACCUGGACAUUUUUCAGCCGGGUGAGGAUGAAACUGGGCGUGACAGCCCAAUAGGAGACGAGGUGAGCGACAUCAGUAACCACACCCAGAUGACCGUGGUGUCUAUCCACGCCCCAGAGCACAACGAAAGGCCAUCAAGCAACAGUGACAAUUCUGCAGGAGAAGGGCAGCAGGGUGGCGCAGGUGCUACUGGAGGUCACCAUGAGGUCACUAAAGAAUGGACUGCGCCAAAGAAGUCCCAAGAAAGAAAAAAAGGUUUUUACAUGAGCGACUCUGAGGUCUCUGAGGACAACAAAAGCCGAUCCUACAGCCAGAAUGUGGCAGAAGCCAUGAGAACCUUUGACAGUACAAUACAAUACAAGGAAGAGGAAGAACGUAAAGACUCAUCGAUGACAACUGAACUUUGAACAUGAUUCUAUGAGUGCCAAAAUUACUCCGAAUGAAGCAGCAUGUUUUUUUUCAAAAUGACUUGGUUUAAUAAGAUUGCUGAAAAUUCAUUUGUUUUUGCCAGGAUUUAAUUUUGUGAUAUUAGUAGACAGGAAGUUUUUGCAAUGUUUUAAGUUUGCAUUCGAAACAAUACUGUAGCACAAAAACAUGCAGAAAUUGUAAAGGUACUGCAAUAAUAAAACCAUGGCAACAUUUCAAGAUUAACAUUAUUAGGCUGUGUGAAGAGUCCAACAGCCUUGUAAAUAUGAACAUUUUUAAUGUCUGAAAUAGCAUUUUAACACCACAGAUAAUUCUGUUAAUGGCAUCAUGUUUUAAAGUCUGAAAUAUAAUUUCAAUGCCAACAGAUCUUUAUUGAUCUUUAUUUUCAUUGAUUAAUCACUGUCAUACUUACUAUUAGUAACAUCAUUGUUUUGUUGACGAUAUUUGUUGUUGUUUCCAGGUGUAGUUUUAGAAUUGGGAAUGAAAAAUUUAAAUUAAGGAGGAAAGAUAUAUUUAAAUUGUGUUAAAUAAGAGGAACUUUAUACACAUUACAUAUAUGGUUCAAGAAGAACAUCAGUGGAUAUAGAUAAUGCAUAAUUGAAUAAAAUUUAUCAUUGUAUUCUAUUUUUGGUAGAUAUCGGACAAAUCAUUCUAGUUGUUUAUGUAACGAUAUAUCUGACGAUGGCUUUUGAGGAUGCCUCCAAAUAAAAAGACU
Branchiostoma belcheri (Belcher's lancelet) is the source of this 1845-nucleotide messenger RNA. RefSeq lists its product as uncharacterized. The record is from RefSeq and is a predicted model, not a curated record. The coding region runs from base 71 to 1111 and encodes 346 amino acids. Lineage: Eukaryota; Metazoa; Chordata; Leptocardii; Amphioxiformes; Branchiostomatidae. The transcript is spliced from 7 exons.